Messenger RNA from Macrosiphum euphorbiae (potato aphid), 570 nucleotides. NCBI's taxonomy places the organism in Eukaryota, Metazoa, Arthropoda, Insecta, Hemiptera, Aphididae. The record is from the annotation of a GenBank genome assembly.
AUGGACAAUGCAUUAGAUGUAUCGUCAAAUGAUAACGAAGUCGAUGUGGAAGGUAAUUCAUCAAGUUUGGAAACACCAUUGGAAUGUAGUGUUACUAAAACAAAGUUGUCGUCUAGCUCUAAAAAAAAAGCUCAAACCACUUCAUUUCAAGAUGCUUUACUAGACGCAAUAACUAACCCUCCGUUAUUUUUUCAAACACCACCUGAAGUUGAUGACCCAGAUAAAGCAUUUUUACUAUCAUUUUUACCGGACAUUAAAAAACUAAACGAUGAACAAAAAAUGGAAUUAAAAUUUCAAUUUUUUCAAUCCCUCAGAACCAUUACCCAAUCAGCUUCUCAACCACAAAACAUCUAUAAUAGUCCUUCCAGUUCAAACAGUUCAGUAUAUCACCACAAAAUGUCUCCAAAUUUUCCAUAUCCUUACAGCUAUAAUAGACCUAUAGGAUCAUCCACUGCGACUACAUCAUAUGCAUUUCCAGAACCACUCACUCAAAAUUCCUCAUACACUGGACCACCACAAACUCUGCAAAGUCUCGAACAAUCUAAUAGCAACCAAUAUGUAUUUAAAUAA